CCUUAGUCACUUAAACUCUUUCUAUAUUUUGACGAUUCUCUCAGACUUUGAAGCCGUCAUGGCUUCUCCGCAGCUCGACACUCUGGGGAGGAUUUUUACAGAUAUCCGUAGCAAGCAUGAGGAAAUACGACAGAAGGCGACAAAUGAUUUGAAGAUACACUUAGAGGUUGUUUCUCGAGAGCAUUCAAGCGAGGGGUUUGCCCGGUACUAUGCGGAGGUGAAUCGGCGAGUCUCGGAAUUUAUCCACAGCAAUGAUAGCGUCGACAAGAUUGGAGGAAUCCUUGCUUUGGGUGUACUCAUUGAUGUCGACCAUGACGAUAGCACACAGAAGACUACACGAUAUGCCAACUAUUUGCGCAGCAUCAUGCGCGGAAAUGACAACCACUGCAUGGUUCUUGCCGCGAAGACUCUGGGACAGCUUGCUGCCCCUGGAGGAACCUUAACUUCAGAGUUGGUAGAGAGCGAGGUGAAACAAGCGUUAGAGUGGCUGCAGGUUGACAGACAGGAAAAUCGACGGUUUGCUUCAGUGCUGUUGUUGAGGGAACUAGCCAGAAGCUCACCUACCCUUAUCUACGGUUUCCUCAGUCAAAUAUUGGACUUAAUAUGGGUGGCUUUACGGGACCCAAAGGUCCUUAUUCGGGAAACUGCCGCGGAAGCCUUGGGUGUUUGCCUCGGGAUUAUGAAAAACCGCGACCAGAAGAACCGCGAUCAAUGGUACGCAAAGAUUUUGGAAGAGGCGAGAUCAGGGUUGAGAAUAAGCACCACCGAUGCCACUCACGGGAGUCUUUUAAUAUUUUCACAGUUACUCGACACCGCUGGGAUGUUCAUGGGCGCAAGUUAUAGGGAAACUUGUGAUAUUGUCUUGCGACUAAAAGAUAACCGGGAUCAUGGGAUAAGAAAACUGACUGUGAAGAUGAUUCCCUGUUUGGCCAAAUAUAACCCAGUGGAAUUCGUCAAUUCUUAUCUCCAUAAGUUCAUGAUGCAUCUGCAAACACAGCUUAAGAAGAAAGACUCCGAGGACAGAGGGGCAGCAUACAAGGCCAUCGGAGACGUAGCUUUGGCUGUUGGCAGCAGUAUGGGGCCGUACCUCGAUCACAUACUGACAAGCAUCAAAGAUGGUUUAACGAUGAAAGGGUAUUUUUGGUUCUUACAUCCUGCCUCAUCCUGCAUCAGUAUGUUAGCAACUGCAGUUGGUCAGGCUUUGACGAAGCACAUGCACGACCUCUUAGACCUCAUAUUUGCUUGCGGUCUGAGUGUAAAGCUUACGCAAGCCCUGGUCGAUCUCUCCCACUACCUCCCCCCUUUACUGCCGACAAUCCAGGAGAGACUCCUUAAUAUGAUCAGCAUGGUUCUCUGUGGACGAUCUUUCAAGCCUCUAGGGAGCCCUACACCGCCUCAGGCUCCCUCAACCGCUGCCGGAAAGCAAUACAGAGAUGGGCAAACCCCAGAGGAAAGGGAUGCAGAAAUCACUCUUGCUCUGCAUACCUUGGGAAGCUUUGAUUUUACUAACCACAUUUUGAAUGAGUUCGUUCGUGACAUUGCGAUGAAAUACGUCGAAGACGACAAUACAGAGGUCCGCAAAGCAGCAGCAUUAACUUGCUGUCAACUUUUUGUCCGCGAUCCCAUAUGCUUCCAGACUAGUAAUCACGCAAUUCAGGUCGUUGGCGAAGUGAUGGAGAAGUUAUUGACGGUAGCGAUUGCUGAUCCAGAUCCGGAUAUCCGAAAGACUGUUUUGCUUUCUUUAGAUGCCCGGUUUGAUAGACAUCUCGCCAAGGCCGAGAACGUUCGUUCCUUGUUCUUGGCUCUAAAUGACGAGAUUUUUGCGAUCCGAGAAGCCGCAAUUACUAUUAUCGGCAGGCUCACACUCCACAACCCUGCCUACGUUAUACCAUCCCUUAGAAAGACCCUGAUACAACUCCUCACGGAGUUGGAAUAUUCGAGCGUCCCCCGCAACAAGGAGGAGAGUGCUAGACUCCUUAGUCACCUUGUAGCGGCGUCUCAGAAGCUUAUCCGGCCAUAUGUAGAGCCGAUGGUCACUGUUCUCCUUCCAAAAGCGAGAGAUCCAAGCGCAGGUGUGGCGUCAAGUAUCUUGACAGCUCUAGGAGAGCUUGCUACUGUUGGUGGAGAGGAUAUGGUACCAUAUAUACCUGAACUGAUGCCUUUAAUCAUCGAGACACUUCAAGAUCAAAGCUCUCCGACCAAACGGGAUGCAGCUCUCAGAACCCUAGGGCAGUUGGCGAGCAACUCCGGAUAUGUUAUUGAACCAUAUGUUCAAUACCCACAGCUUCUCACCAUCUUAGUCGGUAUCGUGAAGACUGAGCAGAACACCACUCUGCGAAAAGAGACGAUCAAGUUGAUGGGUAUUCUUGGAGCGUUGGAUCCCUAUAAACAUCAGACUGUUGAGAGAAGCUCGGAGAUACACCUAUCAGAUCAGGCCACUGCAGUUACCGAUGUUUCCUUGAUUAUGACGGGCCUUACCCCUUCGAAUGAAGAGUACUACUCCACUGUGGUUAUUAAUUCGUUGAUGAAUAUGCUUAAGGAUCCCUCACUCGGGCAGCACCACUCAUCUGUUAUUGACGCUAUCAUGAAUAUUUUCAAAACUCUAGGACUAAAAUGUGUUCCAUUUCUCGGACAAAUUAUCCCCGGCUUCAUCGCGGUUACGCGGGCUUGCCCGACUAGCAAACUGGACCCGUACUUCAAUCAGUUAAGUAUUUUAGUCUCCAUUGUCAAGCAACAUAUCCGAAACUUCCUCCCCAGCAUCCUCGCACUUAUUAGGGACUAUUGGGAGUCGGCAUCGGGAUUGCAACCUACUAUCCUCCAGCUUGUUGAGGCCAUCGCGCAUUCCCUAGAGGGGGAAUUCAAAGUGUAUCUUGCGCAACUUCUCCCACUCAUGCUCAAAGUUUUAGAGACAGCAGAUCCCAGCCGCCCUGGCCCAUCAGAGAAGGUGCUCCAUGCCUUUGUCGUAUUUGGUUCAAGCAGUGAGGAAUAUAUGCAUCUCAUCUUGCCCGUGGUUGUCCGAAUGUUCGAAAAGCCUGGGCACCGGAUUCAAACCAGGAAAAAUCGUGCAUCCAUUAUCGAGGGAAAUCAGACAGGUAACCAUGAGCUAAAAAUGACAGCUCUCGAUACUCUGUGCGCUCUUGUGUUCCAACUUGGGCACGAUUAUGCUCAUUUCAUUCCAAUGAUUAACAAAAUUUUACAAGUGAACAAGAUACAGCACACUAAUUAUGAACUUCUUGUGAGCAAACUACUGAAGGGAGAGCCGUUGCCACAAGACUUGAGCCCCGACGAGAUGUAUGUAUAUUAUAGCCCCCCUGUAUCUUUCGCAGACUUUGGACCAAAGAAGUUACCAGUAAACCAGCAGCAUCUGAAAAACGCUUGGGAGGCAUCGCAACGCUCGACUCGCGAGGAUUGGCAGGAGUGGAUCCGUCGAUUUAGUGUGGAGCUUUUGAAGCAAUCACCAUCUCAUGCCCUGAGGGCAUGCGCUGGACUGGCAGGGGCAUAUUAUCCCCUGGCCAGAGAUCUUUUUAACGCUGCAUUUGUGUCAUGUUGGACUGAGUUAUAUGAUCAAUACCAGGAAGAAUUGGUUCGGUCCAUUGAAACUGCCCUUGUUUCGCCUCACAUUCCACCUGAGAUCUUGCAAAUCCUCCUGAAUCUUGCGGAGUUUAUGGAGCACGAUGACAAAGCCUUACCCAUCGACAUAAGGACUCUCGGGAUGUACGCGGCCAAGUGUCAUGCAUAUGCAAAAGCCCUGCAUUAUAAAGAAUUAGAAUUCCUUCAAGAGCCUCAAUCAAGCGUUAUUGAGGCGCUCAUUAGUAUCAAUAAUCAACUGCAGCAGUCGGACGCGGCGAUAGGUAUUCUGCGGCGAGCUCAGCUAUAUAAUGACGUCCCCCUGCGUGAAUCGUGGUUCGAGAAGCUGCAACGUUGGGAAGAGGCCCUGAAAGCUUACCAGGAGAAGGAAGCAACUGAACCUAAUUCUUUUGAGAUAACCAUGGGUAAAAUGAGAUGUCUCCAUGCUCUCGGUGAAUGGGAUCAUCUCUCUCAACUUGCCCAGGAUAAGUGGCGGCAUGCGGGCCGUGAUGUCCAACGCUUGAUUGCUCCUCUUGCUGCUGCGGCGGCCUGGGGGCUGGGGCAAUGGGAGUUGAUGGAUGAAUACAUUAUGGUAAUGAAGGAACACUCGCCGGAUAGGAGUUUCUUUGGUGCGAUUCUCGCACUGCAUAGGAAUCAAUUCGAGGAUGCUGCGAAACACAUAGAAAAGGCUAGAGAGGGUUUAGAUACGGAGUUGAGCGCCCUGGUUGGCGAGAGCUACAACCGGGCAUACAGUGUGAUUGUUCGGGUUCAAAUGUUGGCGGAACUUGAGGAGAUUAUAACUUACAAGCAGAACACCAACCAGCCGGAGAAGCAGGAGACCAUGAGGCGCACGUGGACCAAGCGCCUCAAGGGGUGUCAGCGGAACGUAGAAGUCUGGCAACGAAUGCUAAAAGUACGGGCUCUCGUGAUCUCGCCGAAGGAGAACAUGGACAUGUGGAUAAAGUUCUCGAAUCUAUGCCGAAAGUCGGGGAGGAUAGGGCUCGCCGAAAAGUCCUUGAAUUCAUUACUUCCACAGAACGAGAGCAUUGGGUCGAUAUCAGGCACUUCUGUUCCUCCACAAGUCACUUAUGCACGCUUGAAAUUUAUGUGGGCUACCGGACAGCAGGAGGAGGCUAUCCAGCACUUGUUUGAUUUCACAGAUUCCCUAUCCCAUGACUUAAGAGUCAACAUGACAAAUGGUCACUCCCACGGCCCUCAGCAAACGAUGACAAUAGCAAUUGAUGAUGAGCAUACGCGCCUUCUUGCUAGAUGUUAUCUUAAGCAGGGCGAAUGGCAAGUAGCAUUGCAUAAGAGUUGGCAUGCUGAGCCACGGACCUCUUCUAGAAUCUUGGACUCUUACCAAAAAGCAACUUACUUCCACAAGGACUGGUACAAAGCAUGGCACGCUUGGGCACUAGCAAAUUUUGAGGUGGUGACAGCAGCGUCUAUACCAGAAGGACGGGAAAAUGGCCGCCUAAAUUCAGAAAUGAUACAAAGCCACGUGAUUCCUGCCGUCAGCGGAUUCUUCCGUUCGAUUGCUCUUUCAGCUGGAAGCUCUCUUCAAGACACUCUUAGACUACUCACCCUAUGGUUUGCGCAUGGCGGCAACCCGGAAGUCAAUAUGGCUGUCACCGAUGGUUUCAACACUGUUAGCGUGGAUACUUGGUUGGAAGUCAUCCCACAGCUGAUUGCCAGGAUCAACCAACCUGACUCGACAGUGAGACAUUCCAUUCAUCAGCUUCUUGCUGAGGUCGGGAGGGCGCAUCCUCAAGCUUUAGUAUACCCAUUGACUGUUGCGGCAAAGUCGCAUUUCUCAAGACGUCAGAAGUCAGCCGCCCAGAUUAUGGACAGCAUGAAAGCACAUAGCCCGAAACUAGUCGAGCAAGCAGAGAUAGUUAGUCAAGAGCUUAUCCGAGUCGCAGUCUUAUGGCAUGAGCUUUGGCAUGAAGGACUUGAAGAAGCUUCUAGACUGUACUUUGGAGAUCACAAUAUUGAGAUGAUGUUUAAAACACUCGAACCACUCCAUGAUAUGUUGGAACGGGGACCUGAAACACUGCGAGAGAUCUCAUUCCACCAGGCGUUUGGUAGAGAUCUUCACGAGGCUAAAGAGUGCUGUUCUGCCUACAAACGAACCGGGGAAGUUGGGGAUCUUAAUCAGGCGUGGGAUCUAUACUACCAGGUAUUCCGUAAGAUUACCAAACAAUUACCGCAACUCAACUCUUUGGACCUCCAAUAUGUAUCGCCUAAGUUACUAGGGGCCCUUGAGCUUGACUUAGCCGUACCUGGCACAUAUGCGACCGGCAAACCUGUCGUGAGGAUCAUGAGCUUCGAUCCGACUUUUAGUGUCAUCUCAUCCAAGCAGAGGCCCAGAAAGUUGACCAUUAAGGGAAGUGAUGGCAACCCUUAUCAAUAUGCCUUGAAGGGACACGAAGAUAUCCGCCAGGAUGAGCGUGUUAUGCAGCUUUUCGGUCUCGUAAAUACCUUGUUGUCCGUGGAUUCCGAGUGUUUCAAGAGGCAUCUCAAUAUACAACAAUACCCGGUCAUCCCGCUAUCGCAAAAUUCAGGCCUACUUGGAUGGGUCCCCAAUAGCGACACCCUACAUGUGUUGAUCAGAGAAUAUCGGGACAGUCGGAAGAUUCUUUUGAACAUUGAGCAUAGAAUCAUGUUGCAGAUGGCCCCCGACUAUGACAACUUGACACUUAUGCAAAAAGUUGAGGUUUUCGGGUACGCUUUAGACAAUACUACUGGACAAGAUCUUUACCGAGUCUUAUGGUUGAAGAGCAAGAGCUCUGAAGCCUGGCUUGAUCGCCGCACAAACUACACUAGGUCCUUGGGCGUAAUGUCUAUGGUUGGAUACAUUCUUGGGCUUGGCGAUAGACACCCGUCCAAUCUAAUGCUUGACCGUGUUACUGGGAAAGUCGUCCACAUCGAUUUCGGAGAUUGUUUUGAGGUCGCCAUGCACCGCGAGAAAUAUCCUGAGAAAGUGCCUUUUAGACUUACGCGCAUGUUGACCUAUGCUAUGGAGGUCAGUAACAUCGAAGGUAGCUUUAGGACAACGUGCGAAGCCGUCAUGAAAGUGCUUCGAGAAAAUAAGGAAUCCCUCAUGGCAGUUCUAGAAGCCUUUAUGCACGACCCGUUAAUGCACUGGCGCCUCGGAACGAAAGAGAGUCCAGCGGAAAUCGGGCCGGCAGGUAUGCCAGGAGAAAACGGCAGGCGUCGUAGUAUUGUUGCUACACUAGAUCACCCAGAAUUGCUCCGACUUCGGAACGAUUCUUCAGAUGGAGAUGAAAACGACUCCUCAAGAAAGCCCGAGGCGCAGAACGAACGCGCCCUGCAAGUGCUCGAGCGCGUCAAGGCCAAAUUAACAGGAACCGACUUCAAACCCGGCGAGGAACUUGAGAUCUCCAAACAGGUGGCGAGGUUAAUCGAUCAGGCUACAAACCUGGAAAACCUUUGCCAGCACUAUAUCGGUUGGUGCUCGUUCUGGUAGUUCUUCUUGUUCUCCUUUUUUCGCCCCCGUGAAGGACUUAGUUUAUCGGGGCCUUGAAUCUUUUUUUACGAAUCUUUUUCAGACAACUAUUCCCCUUUCUGCGCCUCUUUUUACCUUUUCUCUUUUGCCUUUUCAUUUAUAUUUUCUUUGUGGCGAUUCAUUCCUCGGCGAUAUUGUGCGUAGGGACUUUUCAUGGGAAGGAGGGAGGAGGUGGGAGGACACUUAUAAUUCUUGCUUUUACCGUAGUAUAUCGUGGCGUAGUGACAUUGGAAUGCGCAGUAUACCGUAUUUUGUACGAGUAAUCACGAUAUUGUAGCCUUUGAGAGAUAUUGUUUCCUGGGACGAUUCUCAUAAUUCAGUCAACCGCAGUCAUCAUUAUCACUUAUAACAUACAGUAUUCCACCUCAUAGCUAGCGCCCCUCAUGAUGGGCCAUCUACCCAAAUACUAGCCACUACCCGAGCAUUCAAAUUCCGACUAAAGUUCAGCCAAUCACUUUGCCCAAGCCUGCAGAUGGCUCACUAUGGCGUGGAAUACGUCCUUUCCCCCUCAUUUCUUCCUUCAAUCCCCACACCAUACCCCAGUACAAUACUACCAUACCUCAGUACAAUACUCGAGUACAUACCAGGAACUCAAGCUCGUCAUCUCCCUCCCCGCUCAUUUAAUCCCCUCCCGCCUCCCCCGAAUAUUCCCCAACAUAGACAUAGCUCUGGGACGGACAACAACAACUCAUGGUUGGCGACGCAACCGAUCGCGCAACAACCGCAAUCUCCCCAGGCAACCAACCCCCAUUAUCCCAACCAAAAGGGGUCGAUCGAUAGUCUACUAAUUACGAUAGAAGAAAGUGGGAAGAAAAGGAUACAGUAGCCGACCCCACAGUCCUAAUUAGAGGAGGAGGAAGGUUGGAAUAAGUUUUCGCCAAGAUACCCUGCGGGGUACCAAAUCAUGGGAAUACGUACUGUACAGUACCUACUUUUGCAUGUCGGUGUUAUUGUAACGAUGUGUGUAAGACAAUCGGCUCUGUUAUAUAGUUUUACCUUACUAUUGAUACCGUACUACUUGUAUCAUACUCUUAUUCGUGAAAGAUUUCGGGUAUCAUACGUACUAGAUCGGUAUGAUAGACAAGGUGAAGGCGCGAAAAAAUACCGGCAGAAGAAAAAAAGUCUUCUACCGGCAAGUUAGUCGGGGUUUGGGGAGGGGU
Messenger RNA from Tuber melanosporum (Perigord truffle), 8256 nucleotides. RefSeq lists its product as uncharacterized. The transcript has 17 exons. Bases 59 to 7057 code for a protein of 2332 amino acids. Gene Ontology annotation, biological process: protein phosphorylation; negative regulation of macroautophagy; TOR signaling. Gene Ontology annotation, molecular function: protein binding; protein-containing complex binding; protein serine/threonine kinase activity. Gene Ontology annotation, cellular component: TORC2 complex; nucleus; TORC1 complex. The record is from RefSeq and is a predicted model, not a curated record. Lineage: Eukaryota; Fungi; Ascomycota; Pezizomycetes; Pezizales; Tuberaceae.